AUCAUUAAAGUUUACCCCAUAUUUAGUAUACGACAGCUAAUAAAAUGGCUGAAGAUAUAAUACGAACACGAUUACAAGAGUAUCUCGAACUCAUUGAAUUGAGUCAUUGGGAUGCAUGUAUCAAUAGCACUAGUGCAGCUAAAAAGAAAUGUUUACAAGCGGUAAAGAUACUAAAUGAAAUAUCUAAGCUCGAACAAGUAGAUGCACAGACUAGAACUUACAUAAUUCAAUUAUCUAAAUUUUCACUAGCAUUAUAUGACAAGUUAAAUGAUAAAGCAGCGUCCUUUUCAUAUUCAGAAAAAUUAGAAUGGAUGGGAUCUAAAUUAAGUUCUGAAUUAUUCAGUUAUCCCAUCAUUAACUUUGGUAAUGACUUAACUUCAUCAAACUCAAUAUUCAUUCCAUCUACACCAUUUAAUGAUACAACUCCUCAAAUCCAUCAAUUACCGUUGAAUACUGAAUUUGAGAAAGUAGAUGUAUGUGAUUGGUCUGCAGAUUUAAAUGAUUUAUCAACCUUGUAUCAAGAUCUACUUGAUAAUUGUUCAUUUGUAUCUUCACUUUUGUCUAUAGUAAGUAUUCCAUGUCUGUUGGAUAAAUUGAUACAAAUAAUAUCACCGAGACAGAAGAAUGAAAAAUUUAAGGUAAGUUUAGCAUUCAAUGGUUCCUUACGAUUAGUUACAGUCGAUAAUAAGUUACCAAAGGCUUAUAUGAAUAGGAAUUUGAUAGUAACUUCUUCUGAUAAUACUGAUCUCUUAUGGCCUGCAUUAAUAGAGAAAGCAUAUUUGAAAGUAAUGGGUGAUGGAUAUAAAUUCAGUGGUUCCAAUAUGGCAAUUGAUACUUUCAUGUUGACUAGGUGGAUUCCGGAGAUUAUGCCCAUUAGACAUGGUAUCUUACCAAUGGAUUUGAAAGAAUUAUGGAAAUUCAGAAUUGAGAAUAAAGUGUUGUUGGGAGUCGGCACUGGGAAUUUAAGUAAAAAAUUAUCAUCACAAUUGAAGUUAAUUCCUGGCCAUGAUUAUGUUGUUCAUUCAAUUGACGAAGAUGGAUCUAUAGUCGUUAAGAAUCCAUGGAUAGAGAAUAAUGAUGAAGAUAAACGAUUCUUGAAAAUUAGCGACUUAAACCAUUUCAGUUACUUAUAUUGUAAUUGGAAAAUUGAUGAUAAAUUACCACUUAAUGAAAAGGUACAUUUCAUAUAUAACAAUACCUCACCAUUCUUAUUUAGUAAGCCUCAAUUUUCAUUCUAUAAUUCUUCUGAUCAAGUACAGGAAUCAUGGAUAUUCUUGGAACGUCAUCUUCCAAUUACAAAGGAAGUGAAUCUAUUGAAUGUUUCAGUUUAUGAAACUGUUAAUGGGAAUAAAGUUCUAUAUCCAAAUCAGUAUAAAUGUGUAAAUCCAAGUAACACUGAAACUAAUAAUAGAAUGAAAUUAGUUAAAUUAAAACUAGCUCCAAAAACAUAUUAUACUGUUGUAAUUACUAGUUCUAAGAAUUCAACCUUUACCAUCAGUUUAUUAAAUAAUUAUAAGGCAUUGAAAUUAACUAAGGCGAAAUAUCUUUAUCAAAGUCUUUUGCCUUUAAUCGAUGGUGAAUGGAAUCUGACUAAUAGUGGAGGUAAUUGGUCAUUAUCAUCAUACAUCACUAAUCCACAAUACUCUAUCGAAGUUCUCAACCCAACCGAUAUGAUAAUAUCUAUAUUUUCAAAUAUAAAGGAUGAUGCAAUAAACUUUCACCUUUUCCAUGCUGAGAAACAAUUCCAAACUCUCCCCUUAAGAUGCUUUGAUAAAUCAAAAUUAUUAUUUAAUGAACAUUAUAGUGAAGGAUAUCAAGCUUAUAUUUUUAAGAAUUUGAGACCGGGAUUCUACAAGUUAGUUGUUUCAACCUAUGAUUUUGGAACUCUUGGUGAUUUUAAGAUCCUUUUAAAUCAUAAUGACGCUAACUUAGAGAAUGUGAAAGUUGAAAAGAUAUUUCCUGCUUUAAAUCUAUUUAAUGAAAAGAGAAAGAUAAGUUGGGAAGGAUCAAAUAGGUUCAAAGUGAGAUUUCAAUUAUCUUCAUUUAAAUCAAACGUAACUAUUCAUUUGAAACAUCUACAUGAUGAGGUUAGCCAAUAUGAUCUGAUUCAGACUUAUCGUCCAGCUAUAAGAGGUUCAAUAUUCGAUGCUCAUAAUUCGCAGCCAAUUCAGAUAAAUGAACAGUGGAGCGAUUCCUUAUAUGGGGUAUAUAUAGAUUGUAUGAUAGAAAGACCAGGAGAGUAUAUACUUUUGGUAGAAAGAUUUGAAGUUGGUCAAGGUUUAUGUAUAGUUGAAAUUGGCUCAGAUAAGAAAGUAUCAAUUGUAUAGGGGAAUUAUAUAGACACAAUGUAAAGAGAAUUUAAUCAUAAAUAUGGUGCAAAAAUAAACAAUAAUUGCAAUAAUUACAA
Messenger RNA from Scheffersomyces amazonensis, 2407 nucleotides. It is a transcript of the gene RIM13, whose product is annotated as Rim13p. Gene Ontology annotation, biological process: proteolysis. The record is from RefSeq and is a predicted model, not a curated record. The transcript has a single exon. Gene Ontology annotation, molecular function: calcium-dependent cysteine-type endopeptidase activity. The coding region runs from base 45 to 2327 and encodes 760 amino acids. Lineage: Eukaryota; Fungi; Ascomycota; Pichiomycetes; Serinales; Debaryomycetaceae.